Fusarium venenatum is the source of this 1572-nucleotide messenger RNA. Its product is annotated as histidine phosphatase superfamily. Gene Ontology annotation, biological process: dephosphorylation. Gene Ontology annotation, molecular function: phosphatase activity. The record is from RefSeq and is a predicted model, not a curated record. NCBI's taxonomy places the organism in Eukaryota, Fungi, Ascomycota, Sordariomycetes, Hypocreales, Nectriaceae.
AUGACAACCCUCGAGCCUCGGCCUCCGUACUCACAAGAUGAGCUCAAACAGUUAUAUCCACUUCAAUUACGCCUUCAGCACGUCCAGGUCCUCCUCCGACAUGGCGAACGCACACCGGUCAACGCUCGUUUCGCAUCUGCGGGUCUCGCGACCUACUGGCCCUAUUGCUCAGCAGCUCGUCGUAUGACGAGUGCCAUUCUGGAUCCUUCCGUUGCCAACUCCCAAAUUGAUUCUGCCUCAAAUCCUGGCAUUACUGCUCUCGAGUGGAAGCGGCGAAUCGAGAAAUUUGGCCCUGAUGAUUCCCCCAUCGUAGCCACCGGCCAACAUGGCGAGCUCGAUGCUAUUUGUGAAAUGGGUAUGUUGACCGAUCGUGGACGAGAAACUACCUACAACCUUGGUCAGCGCCUGCGACAUUUAUAUGUCAACCAGCUUCGCUUUCUCCCGGAGAAUCUCACUACCGACACUGAUACGGCUGCUAUAUACCUUCGAGCGACGCCUAUUCCUCGUGCUCUCGAAUCUCUACAGCAAGCUUUCUAUGGUCUUUAUCCUCCAUCUACUCGUGGCUCUCACCCUGGCCUCCAUCCCCCAACCAUCCUCACACGAUCACCCGCUGAUGAGACCCUCUUCCCGAACGACGGCAACUGCCGCCGGUUCGCCACUCUUGCUCGUGCUUUUGCUGAACGCUGUGCCGAACGAUGGAAUGAUUCGGAAGAUAUGGCAUAUCUAACUAAACGCCUCGGCCGCUGGAUGCCUGAAGAUACCCCGCGUGUUGCUGUAAACUCUCGUCCUCGUCUAAGUGGAAUCAUGGAUACUAUCAAUUCCACAAAGGCUCAUGGCCCAGAUACUCGACUUCCGAAGGAGUUUUAUGAUCCAGAGGUUAAGCGGAUCAUCGAAAAGAUCGGUGUUGAGGAAUGGUAUGCCGGCUAUAAGGAGAGCGAGGAGUAUCGCACAUUGGGUAUUGGUGCUUUACUCGGCGACAUAGUGUCUCGCUUGGUCGGCAGCGCCGAGCAUUCGACUGCGGAUGGUGAGUAUGAGCUGGCCACCAAUAAACAAGGCUCUAUCACUAUACAUCCGUCUGUAAAAUUUGGAAUGAGCGGGUGUCAUGAUACUACACUUGCCGCCACGCUUGCCAGCCUUGGUGCUUUCAACGAAGAAGCCUGGCCACCAUUCACCAGUCAUGUCGCGAUUGAGCUCUUUCGCCAUAUCGAUACAGCCACCACGGCUCCCAAACCCGGCAGCACCCUCUCUUUCGUGGGUUUGGGCAACAAACCAACACCUGUGGCUGGAAUUCCACCACCAGGCAUUGGUCGGAAGAAGACCCCAGACCUUACCGAGGAGGAAAAAGAGCGACUCAAGGGCUACUAUGUCCGAGUUCGCUACAACGACCGUCCAGUCUCAGUCCCUGGCUGCAAAUACCAGGGCAAGCACCUCGAUGGCGAUGAGUCCUUCUGCACCCUAGAAGCCUUCAAGGAAAUCGUGGACAAGUACACACCUACUAAUUGGAGAAACCAGUGUCGUGCCAACAUGAAGGAAUCUGCGUUUCCUUCCAAGCCCGAACCUUCGGGUUACUGA